GCCCAAUCAAACAACCUACCUUCACCGAGUCAUCAAGACCAACUUCACUGUUUUCACAUAGCUCUGCACACAAUAACCACCCACAAACCACCAACAUGUCCAGCGCCAACUUUUCCAACGAGGCCCCUUCCGGCCAAGUCAACGACCCCUCCUACAAGACCAAGGGCACAGAAGCCGUUCCCGUCAUUGACGACAAUGCGCCUGUCGAAGAUGGGCUUCUCCCAGAGGAGGCGGACAGCGAUCGUCAAUUGGCCAAGGAUGACACUGAAGCCAUCGACGAGUCCAACAUCAUCGAGGAGAAGACGAGACACGCCAAGCCCAAGGGAACGUACCGGGAGCCAAGCGAUGAGGAGCUGGGGUUGAACAAACUUGAAUGAGUAGAUGUUCCGUGGUCUCUUGGGGUUUCUCGCAGCCAUGGGAGGUGGUAGACAAACGGAUGACAUGAAGUUAUGAUGGAUUGGUUUGCUUUUCGUUCGGCGUUUCGGGACGGGACUGAUUGAGUUUGGUUGAUGACUGGACUGCAAUCUGUCAGAAUCAACUCUUCUGGGACAUGGAAUGGACCAGGUACUCGCUGGCUACCAGAACUGACCAAAGUUUUGGAUUUAAAAGAAAACCAUGAC
Neurospora crassa OR74A is the source of this 620-nucleotide messenger RNA. RefSeq lists its product as hypothetical. The transcript is spliced from 2 exons. The record is from RefSeq and is a predicted model, not a curated record. Bases 96 to 377 code for a protein of 93 amino acids. Lineage: Eukaryota; Fungi; Ascomycota; Sordariomycetes; Sordariales; Sordariaceae.